Labrus mixtus (cuckoo wrasse) is the source of this 7152-nucleotide messenger RNA. Its product is annotated as inactive N-acetylated-alpha-linked acidic dipeptidase-like protein 2. NCBI's taxonomy places the organism in Eukaryota, Metazoa, Chordata, Actinopteri, Labriformes, Labridae. The coding region runs from base 430 to 2790 and encodes 786 amino acids. The transcript is spliced from 17 exons. The record is from RefSeq and is a predicted model, not a curated record.
CAUACACACACAGAACAGCAAGCAUUCAGGCAGACAGGUGAACUUAAACACAGCAGGUUAGUCAAGCAGGUGGAAAGGUGAGAGGGGCCUGGCAGUGACUGUACACAGGUAAACAGCCAGAAAGGUUUCAGGCAAGCAGUUACAUAAGUAACCAAGCAGUGUGUUUUGUAGGCAGGCAGGCAGAGUGUCAGGUAAACAAGCCGGCCACCUCUUCCUGUCUGCUCCUGUGUUCGAGCUGGAGAAACACGGCAGCUGCAGCAUAGAAGAGAAGCAAAUAGAGCGGCCUUUAUCCUCUGCUGCAGCCUCUUUGAGACACACACACACACACACACACACAGGCAGACUGAGGAAACAACCGGGGGCUGUUCAACCAGCUUUGCAAGGACAUUUGAAACGCCAGAUCCGCUCCAGCACAUUUGCCGUGACGUCAUGGCAUACAGGAAGGUAUGUGACGCCCAGGGUGGCCCAUUGGUCGGUGAGGUCCUGCACUGCUCUGGAGCUAUGGAUCUUGACUGGGACCUGGACAAGGAGGAGCUACAAGAACCAGGACCCAGCAUGGACCGCAUGCAGAUGCAACAUGUAGACUGCCAGAGAUCAGGGUGUUCAGACCCUGGCCCUGAUCCGGACCCAGAGCUGAUGGACUCCAUCCAGCAGUCUGUCUCUGUUUCACCCCAUGGACGAUUUGAACGCCUCCAGGAAGAUCCCAACUACAUCUCCCACUUCACAAGGGCCCCGGGCCAUAAGGGUCAACGCAGACUGCACUGCUUCCUGCUCAGGUAUUUCCUGGCAGGGGUGGGCCUUUUUGUCCUCGGACUCCUAAUUGGCUGGUUUGCUCACACACCUACCGUCAAACCACCCGUUCCCCCAUCAGACAGCACAGACCUGCUCGAGGACUUGUUGAGAGGAAUCACUGCAGACAAGAUAAACGCUCUCCAGAGGUCUUUCUCCAGCCAACCAGAUGACAGCGAGGAAGCCAGAGCCAGGUACCUCUACAGGCAGUGGGUGGGACUCGGUUUGACUGAUGUCCAUCUAACCAAUCACACAGUUCUGCUCAGUCUGCCUGGCUCCACACCCAACACCAUCACUGACAGGUCCAGUCGCCAGUGUUUCCUGCCAAACGGGAAUUCCUGUGACCAGCGUGGACCCAACGACCUGCCCAAGCAGCAGUUCUCCUACGCUGCCUACUCUGCCGUGGGGAGUGUGCAGGGGGAGGUGGUGGAUGUCCAAUAUGGGAGUGUGGAUGACCUGCGGAGAGCCAAAGACAGCCUGAACCUCACCAACCAGAUCGCUGCAGUCAAGCUUGGCCAAGCACCUCUGCUGUACAAGCUCUCUCUGCUGUCUCAGCUGGGGUUUGGAGGUGUUCUGCUGUAUAUUGACCCAUGUGAUGCUCCCCCCGGACGCCACACCUGGAACCAAGCCUUCAGAGUCACUCUCAACCCCGGAGGGAACCCUGCCAUCGCUGACGUGUCAAGAGAGGCUGGAGGAAGACUGACAUCUCUUUUGGUUCAGCCCAUAUCUGCCUUCCUGGCAAAGACGUUACUGUCAUCUCCUUCCACAGGACAGGGUGACUCCUGUGUGCCUCUGGCCAUGCCUCCCAACACAGACCGAAAGAAGAUUACCUUGACUGUUGGGAACCAGCUGUCCUACAAGAAAAUCUACAAUGUCGUGGGAUACCUGAAAGGAAGGAGGAACCCAGAUCGCUACGUGCUGGUGGGUAGUCGUCAUGACAGCGACCAGGGAGGUGGGGCUUCAGCUAUCAUGAAUCAGCUCAUCGCCGUGCUGACAGAUCAGUCCAAACGAGGCUGGGUGCCAGACCGGACAACCGUGUUCUGCUCUUGGGGAGGCUCCGCCCUGGGGAACAUCGGGUCCUUUGAGUGGGGAAAGGAUAACAGCGUUGUCCUGCAGAGCAGUGCUGUGGCCUACAUCAGUCUGAAUUCUCCCGUUAGAGGAACAGAAACUCUCAGAGCGACAGCUUCACCAACACUGCUGCAACUCACUUCAGAUAUACAGAGGAGACAGUUGCUGAGUUGCAUUCGUGGUGGAAACUGCCCUGGACCCAAUGUGAGCUCGCUGCAGUUGCCUGGAGAUGUGAACUUCUUCGCCAACCAACUCGCUGUUCCCACGAUGGAGUUCGCCUUCGAGCAGACUAAAGCAGAAGAGGCCACCAGUUUCCUGUCAGAAGCCCAGUUUUCUGCUGAGUCACCAGAGACUCUGGACCCACUUUUCAAGUUCCAUGAGACCAUAGCCAAGAUGACAGCAGAAGCCAUUCUCCGUCUGGUCGGUGAUCCUGUGCUGCCGUUCUACCCUCUGGACAUUGCCCUGGAUGUUCAAAACAAACUCAAAGACAAGAGCGUGGUAUCUCAGCCUCUGCUGUCAUCCGCCUCCUCCCUGAGAGACCACGCAGCUUUCUUUCAGUCUGAAACUAUGCGACCUGCAAAUGACCCCAAAGAACGCGACCCCUCCCACGUGCGGAUGCUGAAUGAUGUUCUCCGUGACCUGGAGAAGAGCUUUAUCAUCCCACAUACACCGCCUGGAGUCUACAGGAACCUGUUAUACAGCCUGCCAGGGAAGUCUCCUCAGUUUUCCAUCCUCAGGUUCACACAGGAAGCCGUCCUGCAUUGCAAUGUCUCCAGCAAAGCAGCCAAACACAACUCUGCAGACAAGGAAGUCCUCUGCCACAGCACCAUGAACCAGUCUCUGUCUCUCAUCCUCAGGGCCAUCCGCUCAGCGGAGAGGCUGGUGGGCUUUGGCUUGGACUUGUUUGAAAAUUACCCAAGUGAUGCAAAAUGAUCCUGGCUGACACAGGAUGCAUUCGAGAGCAACAAAAAAAAAAGGCCCUCUGAAAUUGGCUCGUCAAUUAAACACCAAAAUCUCAAUUUACCCUUAGUCCUGGAAAAACUGAGAAUCAGUGCAGAAUAAAGGGACAUAUUUUAGACAUUUUAUUUUAAUUAUCUUCAUAUAAAGGGGGGUGAAAAUGUUAUUUUUUCUAAUUGAUGAACGUAUUGAAACUAAGUUGUUGCAAAAAAGCGUUGAAAUAUGCGAAACAAUCAGGCAAAUCAAAUUGUACUAAACUAAACGUCCUUUCUGUUAAAGAAGACAUGAUGAUCUUAAAAUGACAUCUUAGUGUAUAUGAUCAGACAAUCGCUCUGUUUUAUUGACAAGUUUUAUCCUUGACAAAAACCAGCACAGGAGGUUUUUAAAAUAAAACUAAAGCACCUUUUUUAAAAAAGACAGUCAAAGAAAGUAGACAAAUAUUUGCACUCUGUCUUAAAAAAGUGAAGUAGCCAUUCCAUUGAGGACUUUACACAUGUUUACCCUUUUGUUCUGCACUCUUGGGAGGAAGCAGAUGACUGAACCUUGGCUUCCUGCAGAGGGAUCUACUUCCAGGGCGAACUAUGCAGGUUCGCUUUUUCGUGGUUAGCCAGUUGGCCCUUAGCUCAGCUGGGUGGCAUGGAAAGUUGUAAUACAAGAGUUGUCUUUCCCUACUCUCUUUAAGGUAAAAAGUAGGUAGUCUUUUUGUCUUUUGUUUUAAGAUACAUUGUAGGUAGUCAAUCUGCAAAGGACGUGGACAUAACAGGAUAUCCACACCUACAUAAACAACUGCUAAAGCAAGAGAAUUGUAAUGUAUUGACAUGAGGACGUCGUAAACAUCUGUAAUAUUGGCAGAAUUUGAUAAACAAACUUUUUUUAAUCAGAAUCAGCCAAUGCAUGAAAACAACAAAAAUGCUACUUGAUCCAGUCGUGUUUAGCAUCCAUAACACUCUCACAUAGUAGAUUAGAUAGAACAUUUCUCGAAUGCUUUAGCAUAAACAAGCGAAAUGAAACUGCAGAUUGGCAUCACAACACAGUCACUCCAGAGGGAUGCAUUUACACCCAUUAUUCAGUGUUUGACAAUUGCACUCAAUCUCCACUCGCCGCACUCUCCUGUUUUCUCAAUGACUCUGCAGACACUCUGCAAACUCUUAAUAUUUUAAGUGGUAACAGCCAGUGUUAUCUCUCAGCCUCCUCUUUCUUUUUUCUUUUUUUCUUCUCCUCACAUUCACUCCCUUAUGAAUGUCACCAUGCAGUCACCUCUCUCAUUGUGCUGCUCGGGACAAGACACUUUGGAUUCCAUGGCUGAUUGUCUGGCUUUAACAGCCUGCACAAGCCUGCAGAGAGAAAUGAGCAAUAAAUAUUUGUGUCCUUACUGUUUAUUAAUAAUUUAGAAUAUAGAAUGGUAAUAAAAUAACAUUAUUAAUGUGAGAAAGAGCAAUAGUGUGUGAUGGUAAUGGUUCUUAAAGGAAGAAUGUGCAACAUUUUUACAAAUAAAUACAGCAGAAAUCAAGUAUAUCCUCUGUAAAUGUGUCUCUGAGUCAAGACUGUUAAUGAGUGAGAAGCUCGAGUCCCACUGGCUGUGUUGUUAGCUGUGUUUACAUCAUGUUUACAUAGACAGGACGUCCAGCCGGCUCCUCCACUUGUGUGUAUAAGCUCUUUCAGAAAAGGACUAGAGAAAAGAAGAACAUACUGUUUAUUUGAAUGUCACAUAAGUGUUUUUAGAUAAAGGCCAGUCUGUGUAAAUUGACCUGCUAGUUGAAGCUACGAGCUAACUAAGUGUGCUAACAUUAGCCUGCUAACACAACAAUGCAGGCCACAGGCAAUUGCAGCUCGAGCAAAGGACAAUUUUGUCCGCCGCUUGCGCUAAACUCCUUCAUGCAGGCCUCUCUAGGAGAGUGUUGGCUUAGGUAUGGCGGAAGUGUGGCCAAGCAGCAGUAUGUUUUGGCUUCAUGCUGGCGCUCAAGGGCGACAUCUACUGGAUCAAAAAGUUGCACAUUCUUCCUUUAAGCUGUAACCAAAUCACUCGGUCCCACCAAACAAGGCUGCAAACCACCAGCAGCUUGAGUUAUCCUUUCACAUCACAGGAAGUAAUGUAAUUCAACAUUAAUGUAAGCUACUGGUGAAUGGAGCUUCGGGGUGUUUUUUGUAGCUAGGCAUGAUGUGUCAUAGAAUAGUGUUUGUGUGAAAUAAAGUAGUGCAGUGUUUUUUAUACUACGAAGGGAACUGUUUCAUACCUUAAAUUAUUUGUAAAACUCUGAAUGUGAUAGACUUUUUUUAGCAUGAAGGAAAGGUGGGAUUUCGCAGCUUUUUGAAUAUCUUAGUAGGUCUGAAUUUUGUACAGGUAAUAUACUUUUAAAAUGUUCUUUGGAAUGAAUCACCAUCUGAAAAGAUACCAACAGCAAUCUCUACAACUGCACCUUAACCUGCCCAGUUAACCGGUUUAUUCUAGUGCUAUAUCACAAUGAUGCAUUCAAAUCAGCCAAAAAUGUUUAGUUUUUUUUUUUAGAUUACAUUGAAAUGUGCAGCAAAGAUUUGAUACACAACAUUUUAUAAAGUAAAAUUGAUGAUAUGUGUUUAAUUGUCCAGUUCGCAAUACCAAGUUGUUUUUAAAAACAAACUUGUCAGGGAUGAAAAUGAUAAAUGUCCGUGCUUGAUAUCAUGUGCCUUUAUGAGAAUGAAAUGCUUUAAUUUCGAAGAGAGAUUGUAAACCAAACAACGUUUAAGCUCCAAAUUUUUACAUUUAUCACAGAAAAUCACAGAAAAGUCAGAUUACCCACCACUGUUUCCUAAACUAAUCCACAUGUUUUUUUUACGUAGCAACACUUGAUGCAGGCAUUUAAGUGUGUUCACACUGCACACAAGCAGUGACGAAAGGCGACUGCUUUCUAAAUUAGUACAAAGAUUAUACCGCUAGAAAUUACAAACACCAUCAUUUGAAUGGCUAACUUUGGCACAGUUAGCGUUUGACUACUUGUGCUAAUUCAGACCACCAGAAAAACCCCAAACUGUCACAAUCACAUGAAUAAACCAAGGCAAAAGUUAGCUUAAUGUCCAAUGGGAAUGCACCUCCACUAAAGCUUGUGUUAACAGUAACAACAAACAUUCAUGCUAGUUAGCUUGUAAACAGUGUAGAAAAUGACGUAGUCCUUUAUCGUAUUGUCAGACCAAAAAACAACAACAACCACACCACAAAGACGACUGGUGCUUUAAAUUAAUAAAAGAAAUGUGAGUUAGGGCCGGUAGUGCAGUGGUUAGUUUUCGUGCCCCAUGUUUCAAGGCUUAAGUCCUCCAAGCGUUCGGCCCGUGUUCUAAUUGGACCUGUUUUCUUUUCCCGCAUGUCAUUCCCCAAUCUCUCCCUCUCUCUCUGAUUUCUGACUCUAUGUAUCCACACUCACUCUAAAAAGAAAACGCCCCAAAAUAAUCCUUUAAAAAGAAAAUAAAAAGUAAGUUAGGUGUUUUUGAAAUGUUGUGAAUGUUUUGAAAAAGGGCAAAAGUACAAACCAAGCAGUGGACAAUAGAUUCAAUAAGCCAUGCAGCAUAAUAAGCUAGUAUGAUGCCUGAUUUCAAAUCGCCAUCUUUAAAGGAAAUUCCACAUUUGACUGAAACACAUCAGUCGUUAUUCAACCAUGUUAGAAUGAACUGCACACUGACACAGAUAGAAAUAGUUUUUAUUACAACCAUCGCGGCUUGUAGAAUAUAAAGUCUGUCUCACAGCAUGAGUCGUUUGCAUGAUACCACACCUGUGCAGAAAUACUGUGCUAUCACUUCACGCUCGUAUGCAAUAAUGUUGUACAUAAAGGUCUUACAGUAAGUGGUUCCCAGCAGGUUGUUGAUUAUUAUUUUUUAAUUCACUACUUUCCAGGUGGCUUGAAAUGAGAUGGUACUCACAUUCACUAGUUUAAUGUCAGUUAAACAUUGCAUUACAUAAAUGUGAUCUGCAGUAAAAAAAAUAAUAAAAAAAAAUGCAUCAUUGCACAGGUAGAGCCUACACCCUACCUCUGAAGAGAGGCUCACAUGUUGAAAACUACCAGAAGUGGUUGAACCAUGUGCUGUUUACUGUGUACAGUAUUUAUUUAAAUAUUUGGAAAGUAAGGUAAGGAGAUUGUCAAUUGUUCUGACAGACCCUUAUUCUAAGACCCAAAAAGUUUGAUACAUUUUCCAGUCCAUCAAGAUGCACAUUGCCUGAAAGUUCUUUAAAAAAAAAGACACUCAGCCACAAGUUACUCCCGCUGCUUUGUCAGCAUACUAAUGUGUAUGAAUGGGAUUAGUUACUUCUUAUGGUCACUUUACAUGCACCUCUGUCAUCACCUCUGUCGUCAGUGUGUGAAUGUAGAGUAG